AUGACAUCUGUCUGCUGCCCGCACGGGCUGGCGUUGCUGCUGGCUUUUGUGGCUUGCAACACGAUGCUUCCUGUGGUGGGCACUGCCCUGGGGACCUUUGACCUUGGCGAACAUCAGCAGCCCGUCGAGCUGCAGGUGGUCCGAAGCCCGCCCCCGCCUCCGGCAGCAAUGCAACAGGAACAGUGGCUCAUACAGCCCUCGGACACUCGAUACGGCGGCUGUCGUGCCGCACAGCGUACGAGCCCCAAGGUGUUCAAUCCCGCAGCCCAGUCCUGUCUUCCUUACUACACGGAUUCAGCGACGGCGGCCUCCUACCAGCUCUGUCCUGGACACCAUCUUCAGAUCCGCCAUCAACAAGCACAGGGGCAACGGCGCGCCACCAUCAUGCUGCCUUUUAUUCGUUCAACAUCUGCGCAGCUGGCCUUUUAUGCAGCCCCGCCCACCCAGGCUUGUCCUACCAAUGCGAGCGCGCACUAUCACGCCACUGUUCACUACCAGUGCCAUUACCAGGAUCAGGAUAAGGUGCUUGGUGUUGUUCAGCACUCCAACUGUCACUUUGCCGUACGCAUAGCCUCUUUCGCGGCCUGUCCCCCGCCGCAGCUUGUCACCUGCCAUGCACCUCCAGUACCUCGUCCCAAGCUUCCCUUGUAUCCCGCCUAUGUCGGCCGAUAUACUUGUCAAGGCUAUCAAAGCAUCAAGCUCCGCACGUUGGCGUAUGCAUGCCCGCGCUUGCAUGCUCCCUACUCAGCUCACCGUCAAUGUCGCCACCCCAAGGCCUCCCUUGCCACAGUUCUCUUGUAUUUUGUGCACACCGGUACCCAUGGCGCCUACUUGGCCACCAGCAUGAUGAUUCCGGACCGUGGGUUUCGACUUGAGUUCCACCGUUGGCUGUUGCAUCCUGACGGAUUUGGCCCCGUAUCCAUCGACCUGCGCUCAACUUUCAGUAAAAAGACGUUGAUCGGAGUCGUCUCGGAAUGUGGCAGUGGGCCAACCCAUUUGCGCGCAACAUCACCCAGCAACCCUGCCUUUGCUUCGGUGCAGCACCUCCUCGCCUCGGACCCAACAUUGCUUGCACAUCCCGUGUCUCGAGGAGACAAAGCCGACAUUUUGCUCGCCACUUUGGAGGAUCUGUUGGCCGUAGUGCUUCCAGAACAACAGCCCGACAAGCCAGAUGACAGUGCGCCAUACGUCAAGGACAGUGCCAACGCCAAACUAAAGCAAGGAACAAAGGGUCAGCGAGGCUCCACCAAAACCACGACGGCGACCCACAGCUCCAAGAUAGAGCAUUCUACGCCGUCAAGCCAGGAUGCUGCAACUGCACAUCGCCGCUUACACGAGGAACAGCUCGAGCGUCACCACCGGCGGCAUCACGAUCAACAGGCGACCAUACAUCCGGCGAGCCAGGGCCCCGCAAACACCAUUGCCGACGAGCAUGCACGCCUGCACGAGGAACAUGUUCGACACUUUCACAGCGCAAGAGUCGCUCCACACGCGGAGCCACAGGCAGCUCAAGAGCACCCAGAGGCUCCGUUAGAACCCGCACUGGCUCGCGAGCCUGCCGCUCAAAUAAGGGAACCCAAUUUGCCGGGCGAAGAGCACGAUGCGAUGGCGCUGCACCGUGAGGCUCAUGAACGCGCAGUGCGCCAGAGCCACGAGCAACAUGCACAACAUCAUGCCGAGACUGCCCAAACGGCCACGGAACAAGCGGAUGUGCUUGCCCUCUUAAGCACGUUGAUGGAUGCCCUAGCUUUGGCUCCCGAAGAGACGUUUUCUCUCUUUUUUUUUUCCUUUUUUGGCGGCGACGGGGUGCGCACGGAACGUGGUGAGGAGAGAGAGAGAGAGAGAGAGAGAGAGAGAGAGAGAGAGAGAGGGCUGAAGAAGCCGCCAAUCGUGUAUGCCAGCGCGGCUGAGGCCGAGUACUUUGCUCGCAAGCCCAAGGGCGCCUGCUCUCCCUACGCCCUUUUCAUGGCGGAUCAUUGGACCGCGACCAAUGCACAAAACCCCAACCUGAGCUCACGAGAAGUGACCAAGCUCGUUGGCCAGGCCUGGCGAGAUUCAACUGACGAGCAGCGCAAUGUCUACCAAAUGCGCGCCAAGGCCGAUCGGGACCGGUACAACGUUGAAUUCGCAGAGUGGGUGGCCCAAAAGCCGCCCGAGGUGGAUGAAGAAUUGGUGCGCAAACGUGCCAAGGUCGUUGUUCAGACUUCGCCCGAUGGCACGCCCGCACGAAAAUCGGGCUCUCGACCGAGCAACCCAUCACCCCUCAUGUCCGUAUCGGGAGCCCUCGCGUCUUCACGUCCCUCAAGCGCGGCCAGCAACACCAGCAAGGCUGAAAGCAACCGCCGCCGCCCCAAAUCUUCAGGCCGGUCAUCCCGUCCCCCUUCAACCACCCCUCCCAGUGCCGCCCCGACCCCCGUACCCACCUCGUCUCCGUCUCCAACGCCAGCCCGGGCCUUGGGUUCAACAUCAGCUUCUGCCUCAUCGCGCAAGGCCUCAAACCGCCCCGUUGGCAAGCGUUCUUCCAGCACCGUCUCGGCCAGCGCGACACGGUCGUCUGCCGCCGAAGCCUUUCCGCCUACGCCGAAAAGCAAUGACGCAUCUCGAUUCGUGAUUGAGCGGCAUAGCCAGCCCGUCUUGGCCUUGCCCCCGGAUGAUGAAGACAUGUUUUGUGGCAUCUGUACGCAGAGCUUUACCACUGUUCAUAACAAGCAAGAGCACAUGAGUAGUAGGCGACACCUGCAGCUUGCGGCCCAACAUGGUGACCGCCACCUGCCUGUCAAGGUGUUUACAGACGAGUUUAUCAACUUCCAUCGAGCUCGAGUGACCAGCUUGAGGACAUUGGAGCGAGAAAUGGAAGGUCUCGAUGCCGAGUGCGCAGAGCUUCGAACCACGGUGGAAGAAUUGCAAGUCACUCAGGAGAGCAUGCGUUUGGAAAAGCGACGUGUGGAACAAAGCAAUCGUGACCUGACUGAGCGCCUGACUGUGGCAUACGAGCGCAUCCGCCAAGCCUUGGCCAAUUGUAGCCCCCCGCUGGCAGAUCAUCAGUUGCCCAGUCUAGACCUCUCCAAGGAUCUUCAACAACAAGGUGCUUAUGUGACUGUGUUUGCCAUGUGUUAUACUCUGCGUUGUGUGUUCUAA
This is a messenger RNA of Monosiga brevicollis MX1, 3138 nucleotides long. RefSeq lists its product as uncharacterized. Gene Ontology annotation, cellular component: nucleus. The record is from RefSeq and is a predicted model, not a curated record. Gene Ontology annotation, biological process: regulation of gene expression. Bases 1 to 3138 code for a protein of 1045 amino acids. The transcript has 11 exons. NCBI's taxonomy places the organism in Eukaryota, Choanoflagellata, Craspedida, Salpingoecidae.